Pangasianodon hypophthalmus (striped catfish) is the source of this 3001-nucleotide messenger RNA. Its product is annotated as signaling lymphocytic activation molecule. The transcript has 6 exons. NCBI's taxonomy places the organism in Eukaryota, Metazoa, Chordata, Actinopteri, Siluriformes, Pangasiidae. The record is from RefSeq and is a predicted model, not a curated record. The coding region runs from base 1631 to 2608 and encodes 325 amino acids.
CUGAUGAUCUAUUUCUGUUUUGAGGCUUCAGUCACCUGAGAAUCACUCGCUGAUAAAGAUACCGUAGAUUUAAAGCUGAAAAAUCUGCUGUAAUCAUAAAAGACCCUGAUUAUAAUGACAAUCCUUUUUAACACACUCGGUACUGUUUGACUUUAUACCAUACAGCUGUAGAGGAGUAAUGAUUUAUAUUCGCAGUAUCUGGUGCCACCCUGAUGAGGAUGGGUUCCCUUUUCAGUCUGACUUCUCUCAACGUUUCUUCCUCAUCUCGUCUCAGGGAGUUUUCCUCACCAUCCUCACGUCUGACUUGCUCAAUAGGAAUCUCAAUCUACAUCAGGAUUUCUGUAAAGCUGUGUUGUGACCAUGUCUACUGCUGAAAACACUAUACAAAUAAAAUUUAAGUGAAUUUCUAUUUCAUUACCACAAUUACUAUAAUUUUCUGUUGCUGAUUUAAAAUUGCUUCAAAUAUCAGCUUUAAUGCCGACAUGAUAAUGUAGAUUCACCAUGUGGCCUGUUCACUGCUCCAGUAAUCUGAUACAGAUACACAUUUAAAGCUGAUUCCAGCUGAGGGACAAAACUCUGUAGAGCUGAGUCGUGACAAGCGUUCAGUGUCCACAUCUUUCCUUCAAAUACACACAAAAUGUUCAACUACUAACAGAGAAAAGACAAAAGAAAACAGUGACGGUUGUCCUAGUUGGUGUAGAGGUUUGUGGUUGGUUCUCAGUGUUCAGCUCUCCAUCUCACACACACAGUAAAGGGGAAGUGGUGAUGGACGACUAGACUGCAAAAUUACCAACAUGAUCAUUUUUACACAAGGCCUGUGAAGUCUUGAAAGGAGCAAAGAAGUGAUAAUUCUGUCCAAUCUAAACUAACUGUUAAUGUUCUGAUCCAAAUGAAUCUUUUUUAAAUAAUAAAUCUCCAGAUGCAGAUCGUCUAAAUCCUCUUUAUACUCGUUUAUAAAUCUCACAUAUAAUAAUGAAGCAUGUAAUGUAAUGGCUACCUGAGGGUGUACAAACUUAUACUCAGUUCAGUCUUCAGGAUUCAGUUACUGAAACAUUUUUUUAAUGAUUAUUGAAAUGAUUAAUGAUGAUUAAUGAUUACUGUAAUGACAUAAAAUAACACACAUUUACUUACAAAUAGAAAUACGUUAAACACUCUGACACGCCUUGAUUCAGUUCCAUUCACAAUAAAAACUAAAUUAAAGACUAAAUCAUCACAUCUGUUUAAUCACAACUUUAAAUCAGCUUAAUAUUUCUAAAAUGUAACAUCUGUAGACUUAUAAAGUCAUUAUAAAUUUUCUAAUUAAUUCUACUGAAAUUACUCUUUUUGCUUGUUAGAAUUGAGGUUUUUCUCCAGAUCUUGUAAAUGUAAUUUAAUGUAACAAAGAGGAGAGAAUUUUAAACCUCGUCUCCACUAAAUCGAUCUGAAAAAGCGGUUUUAUAUCAAAUGUGCAUCUACAUUGGUGAGAGGAAGCGUGUACUGAGCGUGUACAGACUGAACACACUGAGACAGGACUUCCGCCCAGCGCUCUGAUGAAUGUGGGACAGUAAAGACGCUAAGCUAACAGUAAGGGAAGGUUGUGUACAGCAGCAACAUAGCUGCACUGAACACAACAUUCUUCACUGAUAAUGACAUGGAGGAGAAGCGAAAGAAACUGCUGGGGAAUAUUUUAGCAGAAAUCAGGACUCUCAGGACUCUUCUUCUCCUGCUGUGCUGUUUACUGUGUGCGGCUGGAGACGAGACGGUCAAACUGCAGGAAGUGGAAGGAACCACUAUAACUCUCCAUACUGGAAUAACUGGAAUUCAGAGUGAUGCUCAGAUUCUGUGUUUCUAUGGACCUGAGAAAGCAGAGGAAAAGAUAUUAUUUAGUCAGGUGUUUAAAGGAGAAACUGUUACAGAAAUCAGUGAGAGAUUUAAAGAGCAACUGCAGCUGGACAGAAUCAGUGGAGCUUUAACCAUCAGGAACAUCAGCAGAAAUGAUUCUGGAGUUUAUUUAUUUCAAGUUCUUGCUGGACGUCUCACAUCCAGGACUUUCAGUGUCAGUGUUUAUGCUCCAGUAUCAACUCCAGUAAUAAGAAAUGAAAGAGGAAAACGAAGUGUGUCUUCCACAGAGCAGUGUUUCCUCCUGUGCACUGUGGAGAAUGGAGAAGAUGUGAAGUUAUCCUGGUACAGAGGGAAUGAGAGACUCAAUAUCACCAAUAACACAGAUCUCAGUGUUCCUCUCAAUCUCCCACUUCAAAUACAACUCCAUGAUAUUAACACUAACACUUAUAUCUGUGUGUCUGCAAACCCUGUCAGCAGUAAAACAGCUUCUCUCAACAUCGCACAGCUCUGUGAUCAUAACUCAGGACAAACUGAUCGUUCCCGUUCACUGCUUCCUGUCCUGAUAUCUGCUGGAGUUUUCCUAUUAAUAAUAUCCAUACCUGUGUGGCUUUGGCUAAAGAGAAAAAACAACAAGUUUGUGAAAAAACUUGAGGAACUGACUUACACUGAGGUGAAAAUUACAGCUCACGGUGCAGAGAGAGUUAAAAAGGAAGAAAAGACGAGAAUAACAGACGAUCAAGAGCAGGAAACCGUCGUGCUCUAUUCAGCUGUGAAGAGCCUCACAUAAUUCAAUACAUCCUUUUUUUAUUAUUAUUUUUUAUUGUAACUAUUUUAAUAAAUUUGGACACAAAUGGUCAGUGUGUUAUGUAAACCAUUUAUAUGUUUACAACAUGUACGUUAUGUUUAACAACCAUUAAAAAGUUGAUUAUGACAUUACAGGAAGUAGAUUUCAUUGACAGAGAGUCUAUUGACUGAUUUCUGUCUGAACUGGUAUUGUUGGUGUUUAAAUUAAUUUAAAUAAAAAGGAUUCAGAACGUUCAUGUCAGAUAGAGGUAUAAAGUUUAUUUAUAUUCACAUAUUCCACAAGAUCAUGUAAAUAAUUUUUUUGUUUGGAUAAAGUUAGUUUAGUGCUUUAAACAUCAUAUUCAGUUCAGUUAUUAAUGUAUAUUAAUGUAUAACU